UCUGGGUGGUCCAGGGCACUGCAGGGUAGCGGGCGCAGGGGGACCGCAGAGGCGAUGCGUUGUUAGCAGAGCGCUUUCGCUCUGCGUUAGCGGGAUCGCCUGGCCCGCCUCAUUCUGGCAACCGAGGCGGAAAAGUGAGAGGUUCCACCAUUGGCCGGACCCGUUAACCCCUGGCAGCUGCGGGAGGCUCCCUGCAGGAGGAGCUCCGCGCGCGGAGGAGGAGCCAGGGUAGCCCCUGAGAGGUUGGGACGCCGUCCUCCGGUAGAUAAGAAGCAGAGGCCAGCAGGAAUCCCCUCCGCUUGCGGGUUAGGAAGCUUGGGGAGCAGCCUCAUGGAAGAGAAGCAGAUCCUGUGCGUGGGGCUGGUGGUGCUGGACAUCAUCAAUGUGGUGGACAAAUACCCAGAGGAGGACACGGAUCGCAGGUGCCUGUCCCAGAGGUGGCAACGUGGAGGCAACGCAUCCAACUCGUGUACUGUCCUGUCCCUGCUUGGAGCCCGCUGUGCCUUCAUGGGCUCCUUGGCCCCUGGCCAUGUUGCCGAUUUUGUCCUGGACGACCUCCGCCGACAUUCUGUGGACCUACGAUAUGCAGUCCUUCAGACUGAGGGGUCCAUCCCCACUUCCACAGUCAUCGUCAAUGAGGCCAGCGGUAGCCGCACCAUCCUGCACGCCUAUAGCUUCCUGGUGGCUGACUUCAGGCGGAGGGGAGUGGAUGUGUCUCAAGUGUCCUGGCAGAGCCAGGGAGAUACCCCUUGCUCUUGCUGCAUCGUCAACAACUCCAAUGGCUCCCGUACCAUUAUACUCUAUGACACGAACCUGCCAGAUGUGUCUGCUAAGGACUUCGAGAAGGUCGAUCUGACUCGGUUCAAGUGGAUCCACAUUGAGGGCCGGAAUGCAUCAGAACAGGUGAAGAUGCUGCAGCGGAUAGACCAGUACAACGCCAAGCAGCCUCAGGCGCAGAGGGUCCGGGUGUCAGUGGAGAUAGAGAAGCCCCGAGAGGAACUCUUCCAGCUGUUUAGCUACGGCGAGGUGGUGUUUGUCAGCAAAGACGUGGCCAAGCACCUGGGGUUCCAGUCAGCGGCAGAGGCCCUGAGGGGCUUGUACAGUCGUGUGAGGAAAGGGGCGACGCUGGUCUGUGCCUGGGCUGAGGAAGGUGCUGAUGCCCUGGGCCCUGACGGCCAGCUGCUCCACUCAGACGCUUUCCCACCGCCCCGAGUGGUGGACACUCUGGGGGCCGGGGACACCUUCAAUGCCUCUGUCAUCUUCAGCCUCUCCAAGGGAAACAGCAUGCAGGAGGCCCUGAGAUUCGGGUGCCAGGUGGCUGGCAGGAAGUGUGGCCUGCAGGGCUUUGAGGGCAUCGUGUGAGAGGUGUGUGGUGAGAGGCACCGGCUCAGCACUGCAGAGGCUGGCACCAUCACCUACCAUUGCCUUCUCCACGUCACCCAGACUGGCGUCCCACUGCCCUGUUCCCUGGGCAGGUGUAGGCCGUGGAAAGGAGGCUGCCUGUGUCUGUAUUUCUGUAUACCUCUAUCUCUACUCUGCAGAUACGUGGAGCAAAUAAAUCUUCCCCCGAGCCA
This is a messenger RNA of Psammomys obesus (fat sand rat), 1574 nucleotides long. RefSeq names its product ketohexokinase (gene Khk). The transcript is spliced from 9 exons. NCBI's taxonomy places the organism in Eukaryota, Metazoa, Chordata, Mammalia, Rodentia, Muridae. Gene Ontology annotation, biological process: fructose metabolic process. Gene Ontology annotation, molecular function: ketohexokinase activity. The record is from RefSeq and is a predicted model, not a curated record. Bases 331 to 1362 code for a protein of 343 amino acids.